Spinacia oleracea (spinach) is the source of this 2268-nucleotide messenger RNA. Its product is annotated as DDT domain-containing protein DDR4. Lineage: Eukaryota; Viridiplantae; Streptophyta; Magnoliopsida; Caryophyllales; Amaranthaceae. Gene Ontology annotation, biological process: regulation of DNA-templated transcription. The transcript has 11 exons. The record is from RefSeq and is a predicted model, not a curated record. Bases 138 to 1877 code for a protein of 579 amino acids. Gene Ontology annotation, cellular component: RSF complex.
AACAACCCCCACCACAGUUGCCCCCUUUCAUUUCCCCCUCAAAACCUCACAGUAAAUUCACUUUGGGCGGGAGAAUCUCGAAACUCCGCCAUCUCUCUCCGAAACCUUCACCUUCACCUUCACCUUCUCUCUCUUCAAUGGCGGACAACCAUCAACAAGAGUCGCUUGACAUGGAUGAAUCUCAAUAUCUACCGCCGCCGCUGCGUGAGCUUCGCCGGCGAUGGGAACUAGCGUCUGUCCUUAAUUUUCUCAGCGUUUUCGAGCCAUUGAUUGGUAAAGAGUUGAAAAUGUCAGCGGAGGAAAUCGAAGAUGCUUUGAUUAACCCAAACGAUUUACUUUCUAAGCUUCAUAUAUCGCUUCUUAAGGGAAUACGGCCUUUUUCCAAGAAGUUGCAUGAUCCAGAUGUCUGGGUGACAAUUCUUUGUAGAAGGUUAGCGGAAUGGUGGCCACUGGUUGCUGAAGGCAAAGUUCCUCUGACUGAAGCCAAAGGUUUAUUGUGCAGAGAAGAAAUAUCCAGAUACAAAGAACUUGAUCCAACUGUACGUUUGUUGAUGUUAAAGGCCUUGUGUGAAAUCCGAACACAGCAACAUGAUCUAGUUUCUUAUAUCAAUGACGCACUGAAGGAAGGGGGACAAGUAUCUCAAUUUCGUAAAGAUACAAUUGCUCAAGACAAAAAUGGAGCGUCCUACUGGUAUGACGGAAAUUCAGUUAUUGGUCAUAGACUGUACAGGGAAGUGAACAAGGUCAUGAAGCAGAAGCUUAGAGGCAAAAAAUGUCUACAUCUGCAAGAAACCAGUUCGGAGUGGGAGAUUCUUGCAACCAACCUCGAGGAAUUUCGUAAAAUUACGGAGAAAUUUUCAUCUUGCCAAGUUGGAGCUGAGGCAGCAGUGCACGAGACUAUUGAAACUGAAGUGAUUCCAGUACUCGAGAAAAUGCAAAAGAAAAAAGAGAGGGACUUGAAGCGACAAAAAUUAGUGGAAUCUCGUUUGAGUGGUUGUCAUUCCUAUGCAGCGGGAGUCACCCGUUCUUGUCGCACGCGCAAACCUGUGAAGUACACAUUUGAUGAUUAUGACCGGACAAUUGACGAGGCUAUAAAAUCCCCCAGGAAAAGGAAACCUGGAGAAGUGGAAAGGAAUGACAGUAUGCAUCACAGACUCAGGAAAAGGGGGAGUGCUUCUAAUGGAUUUUCGCAGAGUGGUGGUCAUUCCGAGGAAGAAGCUGUAGUUUCGACUCAUGAGGAUGAGCUUAAUGACCAACAGGGAGAAGGGGAUAACAACCAUGAGGAAAAUGACCAACAGGGUGAAGGCAGUGAAAAUAACGGGGAAACUGACUCUCAGAUUGAAGACAGCGAAACUGACCGUCAGAGUGAAAAUGACUGCAAAACUGACCUUCAGAUUGAAGGCAGUGACACGGACAAGGAUACCAGUUGGACUGACAGCGGUGGCAAAAGUGAUAAUGAGAUAGUUAGUGAUAGUGAAAGCGAUUCAAGUGAUAAUGAGCUUAAAAAUGUCAAAACUAAUGGAGCAAACCAUAUAAAACUACUUUCUCAAGGACAGAAUGACGAUGUUGCUACUGGCUUGCAGGUGAAAAAGAGUUCUGAUUGUAAUGCUUCUCAGAAUCUUCGCAAAGUCAGGAACCCAGAAGCUAAGAAUCGAUAUAGGCAGAGGCCUAUAGUAAACAGUGCCUUUGAUGAUGAUGUUGUUGUCCCUGAUUCCGAAAAUGAAAGCGAGGAAGAUCCAUCUGAGGCUGCUGAUUCUAGUGAGGAAGAUCCAUCUGAGGCUGCUGAUUCUAGCGAGGAAGAUCCAUCUGAGGCUGCUGAUUCUAGCGAGGAAGAUCCAUAUGAGGCUGCUGAUUCUGAGGAUGAAAUUAGCAGAUGAAACGAAGCUGAUACGCAGAAUAGUUGAUUUCUCUUGGUUUUUGAUUGAAGAGAAAUGUAGAUUGAAUAUGCCUGUAGAGUUGGCAUAGGCAGGUUUUUGGGCUUUUGUUUAUAUAUCUAAUGUCUAGAAACUGUUGUAUCAUCCAGUGCCCAUUCCAUCCGGCAAGAUAGUGAUCUAUCCAAAAUCUCUGGCGACAAUUAUAACUGGAUUCUGGAGCAUGUUCCGGAUACUCAGAAAUGUUAAUGGCUUAAGUAAGGUUACAAGUCAAUACAUGCCUUCAUUUUGGUAGUUAUGGAGUGUAGUUCAUGUAUUCAUUAUUGAACGAUUGUGGGAAUAAGUUCAUUAACAUUAGGCAAUUCUAGCAAGUCGUUGACUGCGUUCUAUUUGACUA